Molecule: messenger RNA, 5816 nt
Organism: Colius striatus (speckled mousebird)
Lineage: Eukaryota; Metazoa; Chordata; Aves; Coliiformes; Coliidae
Gene: EEIG1
Product: estrogen-induced osteoclastogenesis regulator 1
Exons: 12
Coding region: 694-1845 (383 amino acids)
Source: RefSeq, a predicted model, not a curated record
GUAGUGUCGGGUUGGUAUUCACGAAGCACGGCGUUGGCCUUGCUCUGCCUGUGCCCGCCUGCGGCGUUGGCGUAGCGGGCGCAGUUGGCGUAGCGCUAGCAGAGGCGGCUGUGGCGGCGAGCAGCGGUGGCCGUGGCGGCCGUGCGAGGAGAAGGCUGGAGGUGCGAGCAGGGCCGGGCAGGCACCGGGCCGGCACCGGGCCGCAGGCUGACCCGAAGACCUGUAUCAAGGAGUUGCACAAGAGGAGGAGAUAGAAACUGGAAGCUCUCUGAAUGUGCUGCCCCCAGACUUAAGGCUUCUGCGAAGACUGAAGAUUUCCUCAAGAGAUGCUUUCUGGAGGAGUUGUGCUGAAGACAGAGCAGUGCAGCCUCUAACUGGGACAGCUCCUGCUGGUCUGGAGCUGAGAGCCAAUUCUUUCCCUCCGUUUUCCCUUGGAGAUGUUGCAGAGAUUUAAUCUGACCUCUUCCUCCUCACCUGAAGCCUGCCGUGGCGAUGACCCCACAGCCAGAUCCGACCACCAAAGAGAAGAGAAUUGUGCGUUUGAAGCUGGGCCAUCGUUGUAACUGAACUGGAAUUUACUCCCUUCUUGCACUCCUGGAACGAGUGCUUUUCCUCUGCUUGUCUGUGUGUGUUUUGAGCCACUCCUCCCUGAUCUUGUUUGGAAUUCCUGGGCUUUCCACUCUGAAUUUGCCCAUGGCUUUCCUGAUGAAGAAGAAGAAAUUCAAGUUUCAGACAAGUUUCACUCUAGAAGAGCUGACUGCUGUCCCCUUUGUGAAUGGGGUUCUGUUCUGCAAAAUCAGGCUUCUAGAUGGAGGAGAUUUUGCCAGCUUAUCUACCAGAGAAGAAGUUCAGGAAAACUGUGUCCGCUGGAAAAAGAAGUUCACCUUUGUGUGUAAAAUGAGUGCCAACCCAGCCACGGGACUGCUGGACCCCUGCAUCUGCCGAGUGUCUGUCCGUAAGGAGCUGAAGGGCGGAAAAACCUACUCAAAGCUGGGCUUUGCUGAUUUAAACCUGGCAGAAUUUGCGGGCUCUGGAUCCACUGUCCGUUGCUGCUUACUGGAAGGAUACGAUACUAAGAACACCCGACAGGACAACUCCAUCCUAAAGGUCACAAUUGGAAUGUCCUUGCUCUCGGGAGACCCCUGCUUCAAAACGCCUCCUUCCACUGCCAAAUCCAUCACCAUACCGGGACAGGACUCUACCUUGCAGCUGACCUGUAAGGGCGAGGGAACCACAAGCAGCAGCACCAGCAGCUCAGCCACAAUUGGCUCUCUGCGUCAGACCAAGCCAAGACCUGCCAUUCUCAGCUCGGGUGUUCCAGAAGAACCAGAUCAGAACCUGUCCAGCCCAGAGGAAGUCUUCCACUCGGGGCACUCACGGAACUCCAGCUACGCCAGCCAGCAGUCCAAGAUCUCUGGUUACAGCACGGAGCACUCCCGUUCCUCCAGCAUGUCCGACCUGACCCACCGCCGCAACACCUCCACCAGCAGCAGCGCGUCCGGGGGGCUCAGCAUGACCGUGGAGUGUCCCGAGGGAGAGCGGGACCACAAACUAGAGAAACCACCUCGCCCCCCCAGACCAGCCCUUCUGCUGGACAGACCUUCCCGGAGGAAAAAGGAUUCAGUGGAGAGUCACCCAACCCGAGUGGAUGACACCAGGAUCGAUGCCGAUGAUAUAGUGGAGACAAUAAUGCAGAGUCAAGACUUCACAGAUGUCAGCAAUACUGAAGACAGUAACCUGAGGUUGUUUGUGAGCAGAGAUGGAACAACUACAUUGAGUGGUAUUCAGCUGGGAAACAGGGUCUCAUCUGGAGUUUACGAGCCAGUGGUGAUUGAAACCCACUAAAUGUGAAGAACAGGGUAGAGCUGCUGGAAACAGGCCCCCUACCCAGUCCGCUGCCACAUGGAUGCCAACCUUUACCUCUCUUCAUGCAGCAUUCCAGAAGGGAUUUCUCCACACCCCUCCCCAUACGUUUGCACUGCAGAAAUACUCUGAGACCACUCCAGAUCAUGCACUUUCCUGCAUUGGCAUUACCCUCUUCUGCUUCCCAGUUCUUCCAGUGCCUGCCUUCCCCCUGUUUCCCAUCAGCCGUGAGGUGUCUGUUGGGCUUAUCCUUCAUCCAAGAGGAUAUUGCUCAUCUGCAUCCCUCACUCCACCCAUUCACUUGCAAUAGGGGACUUCUCAGCUUCUGUCUCCCCGAAACACUGGGUUAUACCACUGUGAACUCUUCAAACCACUGAGGGAGGGGGAACCCAUUCUAACCAAACCGAGAGCUGCUUGUCGGUGACACGGCCGCUCGCAGGAUGCUUUAUUCUGUUGACCCUGCAAGGCGACGUCACCAGCCGAGGCAACGGUUUUCCUCAACAAGGUAUGCUCUGGUGUGCACUUCACCUUCCUACCCUCAAAUCCCCCAGGCAUCCUCUUCUCAUAGGAAAUAUCUCCCAAAAGUGCAUUUCAGAAAACUACCACAAUCCAGAUGGGAGCUGACAAACGGUGAACUGCUAGUGCUUGUACCACUGACUGCGUGCACCCUUCCACUGCUGGGCAUGGAAGGGCACUCUUCACCUAUGAGCAUUAGCAGGAGCACUUUAGAGGUUCCAGAUUUUACCUGGAGGAGGCUUCUGCUUCCCGUUCCAGGAGCAUAAUCUCUAUUUUCUGAACUGAUUCAGCAAAUAGUCACUGUUGGAGCUUGGAAUACAAAGCCUCUCCUUUUCUUUUCCUCUUUUUUUUGGCUCAGGAAGGGAGCUGCCCUUCUUGGUCCAUGAAAAGAAUCUGGUUAUCUGAUAGCCCUCCCCUGGGCCAGGGCAGGAUGCAGUUGACUGCAGUGGUCUCUCUGUUGUGGUGGUGAUUAACAAUUGCCGCUCUUGGCCUGGGCCAGUAAGGGAAUUGGUGGUGGUUGGCCUUUCUUGCCCUGUCAGCAGGGAUCUAUGCCUGAGCUGGUUCCUUUUGGGGCUGGGGAGAAGCCACUGUCCCUGCCUUCAAAGGCAGAAGGGAUGUUUUCUGCUGUGGUAGCCACAGCAGCCAUUCUUACCUAUGAACUCUUCUGAUGAGGCUUCAAACUCUUUUUCUGGUUGAUCUUUCAAUUGUUGUUCUUUGGGUUUGGUUUCUGCAGUUGUUUGACACUUUAGCUGCCUCUUCCUUGCAGCGUGUGACGGAUGUCAGUCCCUUUCAGCUCCCACCUAGAGAUUCUCCUGGCAGCUGAACUGCUAACAAGGCUCUGUGCAGAUUCCAGCCAUGGGCUGGCUGUGCUUGCAGCCCUUCCUGUACAGAGACUCUCCGUGUAGUGCCCUUUCCUCUUUUGCCACUGUACUGUCGUAGCACUCGGGGCAAUGGCUGGGAACGUGCCCUCCUCUGACACACCUGUGAGUACACACACUUGUCCCAUGCAGCAAGGAAAGACCUGUAACUGAUCACGUUGUUGUUCAAAUCCUUAGUUAUUGUAAAGCCUUUUUUUAAAGGGGGGUGGGGGGAAGAUUAAUUGUGGUCUCUGUGGCCAGAAUGCAUGCAGAUGAGCUACUGGAAAAGGGAAUCUGGCACAAUGAGAAACAAGGAAUGAAAGGGCCUUGAUUUGUUAAUUUUUUUUUGCCCUGCUAGCCAAGAAGGGAUGCUUGGGGAGGGUGCUAGGCAGUGUGGCAAAGCUAUACAGCUGCUCCCUCUGUUUUAAUGGUUUCUGUCUUUGAGUCGAGAGGUUUCUUUCUAUAUUUGGACAGACCACGUAGACAAUAUGGAUCUUUUUCACCCUUUCCCUUCACAGGGAAUUCAAUUUGGAUUAGGAUAAGAAAGGGGUACAGACAACACCUUAGUUUGGCUUAAUGUAGGGAAAAAAUAUUGGAUCUUUUUGAGUCUGUCUUGAACAAAAGCUCUUUCACACUUGCUGGUGUUUUUUAGUGGUGACCUCUUCUUCAUUCAGUCUGGAUAGGUUUGGCACUGCUAGCAGGCUGGUGAGCAUCCUGCCCUGCUCCUGGGAUGUUGUGUGUCUGCAGGAAGGGAAGAACUGCGUGUUUUUCUCUCUCCCUGGGGUUCUGCCAGAGAGCCAGGCCUGGCCUAACCCUCUGCUCGGGUCAGAGUGAGGGCAGAAACAGGCUCAGGCAGCGAAGGGUGUUGCUGCUCUGUCUGCGGAUGACUGUGUGGAGCCGAGGAUCAGGCUGCUGCUCCCCAGGGGCCACUCAAGCCCCUCGGGUAUUCAGAUCCAACCAAGACUUGAAAGGAGCAAAUAUAAGCCAGGAAAGAGGCCAAAAACCCAGCUCACUUCUGCUGCUUUGCUUCUGUUCCCAUGAAGAACAAUGGCAGUCACUGUCAGAGCAGUUGGGAACCCAGAGCUUGCUUCUGGGCUCCCUUUGGCAAGAGCCGGCGGCUCUGAGGAGCUGGCAGCUCAGCACAUCACGAAAUCCCCAGUGGGACAGAGGGAGGAAUCUCUUCCCAGUGAAGCAAAAGGAGAAGCAGAAGGCUGGUCUCACCCUCCCAAGCUGGCAGAGAGGUGUAACCUGCUCCAGUGCAUAGCUGUGGUCAACCUGGGCACGUCUGCUCUCUCUGCCAGUGGCUCAGCAAAUCACCGCUUGCAUUUUUGAUAACUGUGUCUCGUAGGGUAUCUCUUCCUCGUCUCCACAUCAUUAUUGACCCCUCUGACACUGACCUUUAUGUAGCUGUUUAGUUUUCCUGCCCCUCAUUUUGAAUAAGCAAGCAGCCCUAGUCCUUCAGCCUGGUGCGAGCACUUUUUUCCUUGUGGCAUCGCUGCCGCCUGUUCCUUGUUGGAUUUCCAACACUUAAGCAGUGAAUCAGUUUCCAGACCCAGACCUCUGGCUACUUUCCUUUGGGUUUUUCUUUUUGUCAUGAAGUUUAUUGAAUCUUUUUUUUUUUAUACAAACCCAGCAGGCUGGUGGAUUUUUUUUGACUACAUUAUUGUUUCAUUGAUAUUUUAUUCCUGCGGGGUAAGGGGGAGGCUGAGGGGAGAAGGUUCUUCCCCACAUUGCUCCCCUUCUCAGGGGAUUCAGGGGUGGCUCAAACAAGUGAAAAAGGAUCUUAUUGGCAAGACUCUGUGUCCUCUGGGUCUCUGGUGCUGGUGAGUAGGGCUGCUCACACCUGGCUGACCCCAGAGAGUGGAGCUGGCUCUCUGCUUCAGUCUGGGGGCCAGGCAAAACACGUGGGCUCUGCUCAUCCAGUUUCUGGACCUUUAGUUGGUGGAAGCCCGUUGCAAAAGUUGGGGAAAUUCAAUGGAACUUGUUUUUUUUAACUAACUUUUUUGUUUAAAAAAGAAAAAAAAAACAGUAUAAACUGAGUCCAUGUCCAAAAGAAGAGGCUUAGUUGUGACUUGAAGGAGAUGGGUGUCAAUUGGAAAUCGUGUUUGGAAAAAGGGGGAGAAGGAUGUUGCUCCUCCCAUCUUCUUCUUUUGUGUGGUUGGCACUUUAAAUGGGGGCCUUGGUGCUGCCCUGCCUCUGGGUGCCAUGGGCAGCACGUGUGUGAUCUCUCCCCCACCUCAUUGCCACAUCACUUAUCCCCCUGCAGAAAACUUACUAAAGCCCUUUUAAAUGUUUGCUUCAGUUUUUAGAGGGUUCCAGACACAGGCUGAGACCCCGAGAACACGUUUAUUUCAUUCUCAUCUUAAAAGGAGGGGUUGACUUUUUAUUUAUUUAGUCGUUGCUGUUUCUUUUAAAACUGGUGGCAGUGCAGCUGGACUCUGCACAGCCUGUUGUGAACCUCUGGGAAAAACCUCACUUCCAGGUACGCUAGAGCACCUCGGUUAACUCCCCCUCCUGGAGAGGGGACCCCCGCUCUCCUCCUCGCUGCCUUACCCCCGCCACCCCUCCUGCCCCAUCCCC